GGACGAAUCUGGGGUCCUUUUGGUAGAAUGGAGGACACCGCGUGCUCGAGAUAAACAGUUCCUCGAAUUAAUCCUACGUAUCUUUUAUCACGUUUAUAAGCAAGAGCCACUCGGAAGUUCACGAUGGAGACGGUUAGUAACCCAGCCUCUGAGGAGAUCAGUAUUGUGGAGAAUGGAGAAAACACGGACACUUUCCAAAAGGUAAAAUCGAAGAAAACGUCCAAACGUAAACGUGAUCAGGGUGAAGCCGAAAUGAAGUCUGAAGACGCAGUGGCACCGAAGAGACCACAGUUUCCCCCGAUAUCAGGAGACAGACUGAAGGGUGGUGCUGAUGAAAUGAGGAAAAUCCCCGUGCCGUCUCACCGAUAUACACCUCUGAAAGAAAACUGGCUCAAAAUCUUCACCCCCAUCGUUGAAAACCUGCAACUUCAAGUCCGAUUUAAUCUCAAAACAAGAAAUGUGGAGAUUAAGACGUGUAAAGAAACACAGGAUAUCGGCGCUCUUACGAAAGCAGCAGAUUUUGUAAAGGCCUUCGUUUUAGGAUUUCAGGUUGAGGAUGCACUUGCACUCAUCAGACUGGAUGAAUUGUUUCUGGAAACCUUUGAGGUCACAGAUGUUAAGCCUCUCAAAGGAGAUCACUUAUCGAGAGCUGUUGGGAGAAUAGCAGGCAAAGGAGGCAAAACAAAAUUCACCAUUGAAAAUGUCACAAAGACCAGGAUCGUCCUUGCGGACACCAAGGUUCACAUUUUGGGGUCUUUCCAGAAUAUAAAGAUGGCACGAACAGCUAUAUGUAACCUUAUUUUAGGAAGUCCACCAUCAAAGGUGUAUGGGAACAUUCGGGCAGUCGCCAGCCGUGCAGCAGAGAGAUUCUAACACCGGGCACAACUCUCUGAUCCUCCCCCUGCUGUACAGCUCAUGGACUGAAGCAGAAAAAUGUCCAGCAAAUAUCUUCACGCUACAGGUGACUGGAGUCAUUAGUUGUCAGAGGACUUUUCUUUCACUGACUGAUCAUAAACAUCACUGAAACACUCAAAAAUAAACUGUACAUCACUGGCAA
Molecule: messenger RNA, 1057 nt
Organism: Ictalurus furcatus (blue catfish)
Lineage: Eukaryota; Metazoa; Chordata; Actinopteri; Siluriformes; Ictaluridae
Gene: pno1
Product: partner of NOB1 homolog
Exons: 7
Coding region: 124-873 (249 amino acids)
Cellular component (GO): nucleolus
Molecular function (GO): RNA binding
Source: RefSeq, a predicted model, not a curated record